Messenger RNA from Pisolithus orientalis, 1017 nucleotides. RefSeq lists its product as uncharacterized. Lineage: Eukaryota; Fungi; Basidiomycota; Agaricomycetes; Boletales; Pisolithaceae. Gene Ontology annotation, biological process: DNA replication. Bases 1 to 1017 code for a protein of 338 amino acids. The transcript is spliced from 7 exons. The record is from RefSeq and is a predicted model, not a curated record. Gene Ontology annotation, molecular function: structural molecule activity; DNA endonuclease activity, producing 5'-phosphomonoesters.
AUGCAGCCAUCCCUCUUCAGCACUCUGCUCACACUGCCUCUGCCUGUGCAACAGCACACUUUGUCAGUUGGACCAAUUAGGUCUCAAUCCCUGAGGGUGAGACAGGUGGCACAGCCUGGCACUACCUUUAGAUGGAGUGCUAAAAGGUAUUUCUUGACAUACACUCAGAUUGGGGACAGACCAUCUGACAUGGUCAGGGAGUUCUUCAAGAACUGUAACCCCAAACCAUUGACAUGGAAGGCAGCAGUGGAAUCCCACCAGGAUGGUGGGAAACACUGGCACAUCAUUGUCCAGUUUGACCAGGUGAUCCAAUCUCGUAGAGUGGAUCUAUUCAACAUUGAUGGAUUGCAUCUGAAUGAGGAGGGAGCUGAGGUAUUUGGACCUUGGCAGGGACCAUCUGGUAAUGCCGAGGUCCAGGACCUCAAGGAGGGGAAGCAUGAUGAACGCUUUGUCUAUAUCUGCUCUGCAACCACUAGGGACAACUUCGAGGACUCCUAUGAGUCAAAAUGGAUGGAGUUCCCACGUCUGCCAGCAGUGUUGGCAGAAUGGGUGUCAGGUGAGAUGAAGAAUCCAGACCAUCUGAAGACACUCUGUGUGUGGGGCCCAUCUCAGACAGGAAAGACUGAAUGGGCAAGGUCAUUAGGUCUGCAUAUUUAUAUGAAUGGCCAGCUUAAUGCUGCCAAAUUAUUUGAAUUGGAUGGUGAUCAAGAACCUGAGUACUUGGUACUUGAUGACAUGGACAUAGACUGCUUCUGGUCCAUCAAGGAAUUCUUCGGCGUGCAAAGAGAAUUCGAAAUCACAGACAACUCAAACACAGUGGUCUACAACCUAGACCAUCCUCUUUACAAUGAUGCAGCACCACCUAACCCCCCACCAGUAGUACCUACACUGGACUUAGGUGAACCCAUCGUGUGGGUGCCAACACCACCGCCUGUACUCCAUCAUCCACAGCCAGUUGCUGCACCAAUGGUCUAUUUAGAAGAUUUGUACCCUAAUUGGCCUAGACUUAGAAAUUAG